AUGAAUCAGAAUCAUACUACACAGGCUAUUCUUAAAACAUUACAACAUAUAAUAUAUAACUCUUUAUUCGAUUAUUGGGGUGAAUCUUUAAUACCUGGAUUAUUAGCAACACUUCUGGAUUUUCGAUUAAAAAUAUUAGCAAAUUGGAGUAAUAAUAUUCAAGAUAUGGCAAAAAAAGAACUAACACAUCAAUUUAAAGAGCUAAUUAAUUUUAAUUCAAUGAAUAUAUCAACAGACUCUAUAGUAUUAAAUGCACCUGAAAAUAAUAACUUUCGUCAUAACCGCUUAUAUUUAUCAAUAUUUAGUAUGGCAAAUACAAGUAAUACAACUCUGAGUCCUAUGGAAGAAUUAGAAUAUUAUUUAGAUCCAAUGCGUACACAUAUUGCUGAUAAUAGUUGA
Dentiscutata erythropus is the source of this 399-nucleotide messenger RNA. The record is from the annotation of a GenBank genome assembly. Lineage: Eukaryota; Fungi; Glomeromycota; Glomeromycetes; Diversisporales; Gigasporaceae.